Loxodonta africana (African savanna elephant) is the source of this 5552-nucleotide messenger RNA. It is a transcript of the gene FZD1, whose product is annotated as frizzled class receptor 1. Bases 456 to 2408 code for a protein of 650 amino acids. Gene Ontology annotation, cellular component: plasma membrane. The transcript has a single exon. Gene Ontology annotation, biological process: canonical Wnt signaling pathway; non-canonical Wnt signaling pathway. Gene Ontology annotation, molecular function: Wnt-protein binding; Wnt receptor activity. The record is from RefSeq and is a predicted model, not a curated record. Lineage: Eukaryota; Metazoa; Chordata; Mammalia; Proboscidea; Elephantidae.
AACUGGUCCGAGGGCGCGCGCGAGAGAGGAGAGGGAGCGAGUUGAGGGAUUGACACAAAUGGUCAGGCGGCGGCGGCGGAGAAGGAGGCGGAGGCGCGGGGGGGAGCCGAGGCCGCUGGGCUGCCCAGAGUUGUGCGCCCUACCCGGCCGCGGCCACUAGCGCGGCGCCGCCAGCCAGGAGCCCGAGAACCGAGGGGCAGGAAGGCAGGACGCGACCCCGGCGCGCCCGAGCCACCCAGGCUGUCCCCGCCGCCCGCGCUUCAUGAAUCGCAAGUUUCCGCGGCGGCGGCGGCUGCGGGACGCGGAGCGGGAGCCGGGGGAGCGGGCCGAGUGCGGCUGGGGCUCGACGUAGGGCACCGGCGCAGAGGAGAUCGCCCCGGGCGCAAGGAGAGCCGCCGCCCGCCGCUCCACCGCCAGCUCUAGCGGAGCGGCGCCAAGAAAGGAGCCGAAAAAGUAUGGCUGAGGAGGAGGCGCCUAAGAAGUCCCAGGCCGCCGGCGGCGGGAGCUGGGAACUUUGUGUGGGGGCGCUCCCUGCCCGGCGGGCGGCGGAGGGGAGCGGGGACAGGGGCAACGGUCGCCGCCCCCCAUCUGACCCCGGGCGCUUGGCGCGCCGGCUGCUGCUGCUGCUUUGGCUGCUAGAGGCUCCACUGCUGCUGGGGGUCCAGGCUCAGGCGGCGGGCCAGGGGCCGGGGCAAGGGCCCGGGCCAGGCCAGCAGCCCCCGCCGCCGCCGCCUCAGCAGCAGCAGAGCGGGCAACAGUACAACGGCGAGCGAGGCAUCUCCAUUCCGGACCACGGCUACUGCCAGCCUAUCUCCAUCCCGCUGUGCACGGACAUCGCGUACAACCAGACCAUCAUGCCCAACCUGCUGGGCCACACGAACCAGGAGGACGCAGGCCUCGAGGUGCACCAGUUCUAUCCGCUGGUGAAGGUCCAGUGCUCCGCUGAGCUUAAGUUCUUCUUGUGCUCCAUGUACGCGCCCGUGUGCACCGUGCUGGAGCAGGCGCUGCCGCCCUGCCGCUCCCUGUGCGAGCGCGCGCGCCAGGGUUGCGAGGCGCUCAUGAACAAGUUCGGCUUCCAGUGGCCCGACACGCUCAAGUGCGAGAAGUUCCCGGUGCACGGCGCCGGCGAGCUGUGCGUGGGCCAGAACACGUCCGACAAAGGCACUCCGACGCCCUCGCUGCUGCCGGAGUUCUGGACUAGCAAUCCCCAGUACGGCGGCGGGGGCCACCGCAGCGGCGGAGGCGGCUUCCUGGGGGGCGCCGGCGCGUCGGACCGAGGCAAGUUCUCGUGCCCUCGUGCCCUCAAGGUACCCUCGUACCUCAAUUACCACUUUCUGGGGGAGAAGGACUGCGGGGCGCCCUGUGAGCCAACCAAGGUGUACGGGCUCAUGUACUUUGGGCCGGAGGAGCUGCGCUUCUCGCGCACCUGGAUCGGCAUCUGGUCGGUACUAUGCUGCGCCUCCACACUCUUCACGGUGCUUACGUACCUGGUGGACAUGCGGCGCUUUAGCUACCCCGAGCGACCCAUCAUCUUCCUGUCUGGCUGCUACACGGCUGUGGCCGUGGCCUACAUUGCCGGCUUCCUGCUGGAGGACCGGGUGGUGUGUAACGACAAGUUCACCGAGGAUGGAGCGCGCACGGUGGCGCAGGGCACCAAGAAGGAGGGCUGCACCAUCCUCUUCAUGAUGCUCUACUUCUUCAGCAUGGCCAGCUCCAUCUGGUGGGUGAUCCUGUCACUCACCUGGUUUCUGGCGGCCGGCAUGAAGUGGGGCCAUGAGGCCAUCGAGGCCAACUCGCAGUACUUUCACCUGGCCGCCUGGGCGGUGCCGGCCAUCAAGACCAUCACCAUCUUGGCGCUGGGCCAAGUGGACGGCGACGUGCUGAGCGGGGUAUGCUUCGUGGGGCUUAACAACGUGGACGCACUGCGCGGUUUUGUGCUGGCGCCUCUCUUCGUGUACUUAUUCAUAGGUACGUCUUUCCUGCUGGCUGGCUUCGUGUCGCUCUUCCGCAUCCGCACCAUUAUGAAGCACGACGGCACCAAAACCGAGAAGCUGGAGAAGCUCAUGGUGCGCAUCGGGGUCUUCAGCGUGCUCUACACGGUGCCAGCCACCAUCGUCAUCGCCUGCUACUUCUAUGAGCAGGCCUUCCGGGACCAGUGGGAGCGCAGCUGGGUGGCCCAGAGCUGCAAGAGCUACGCCAUCCCCUGCCCCCACCUCCAGGCGGGUGGGGGCGCCCCGCCUCACCCGCCCAUGAGCCCAGACUUCACAGUCUUCAUGAUCAAGUACCUUAUGACACUGAUCGUGGGCAUCACGUCAGGCUUCUGGAUCUGGUCGGGCAAGACCCUCAACUCCUGGAGGAAAUUCUACACCAGGCUCACCAACAGCAAACAGGGGGAGACCACCGUCUGAGACCGGGGAGCUCAGCCCAUUCCCAGCCCUCAGCCCGGUCCCAGCCACUCCCCAAAAGCUGGCCCCGAGGAGUCCAUUGCAAGCCCGGCUUCCUCACUGAAUACUCACUUUCACAGUCUUCUUUCAACAACGCAGCUCCUGCAAAAGCAUCCGUCCCUGGGGGCAGAGGGCCCAAGGGGCCCGACUGCUGAGACGGGAGAUGGACUGUCCUCUCUCGCUCUCACUCUCCUACCAGGACUGUACACUUUCAUGGUUGUAAAUACCCUGUGUAAGAUUUUUGUAAGUAUAUUUGUAUUUAAAUGACAGCUAAUCACGCGUUUUUUUUUUUUAAUUUUAAUUAUUUAGAGCAGUUUAUCUAUUUGAGGCUUUUCUUCUUGCCCUUUUCAGAUUUCUACAGAGGGGAAAAACAAGCGCAUCCACCCGUUGCACUCGCUGGUUGCUCUCGCACCCCUCCCUGCCGCAGGGUGCAUCCUUCGGUCUGCCCAAGACCUGCUCCAGGGCGAGUCCAGCCCUGCGGGGGUGCGGCUUGGGCCGCUCUGAUGGGGUCACUUCCCGCCUCCUCUUUCCUCCUCCCCUUCCUUUCAGUGUUUGGGGUGGGGGCUCUUAAGGUACAGAAUUCCGCAAAGCUUCCAAAGUCCGGGGUGUUCCCCUUUCCCUCCCAGCUCCGCCCUCGCCUGGGUGGCAGAUUUUGAAGGCCUGUCCCUUUGAUUUUCUGAAGGUAACUUUUCUAUGUCUAGAACUUUCUCUCCCAGCUCUGUAGUGGCCCAGGGGUUUGCAUGCUGGCAGUCCCAGCCUUCCUCUCGCUGCCUCCAAUGCCCAGACACUCCCUCCCUCCACCUAAGUAAGUUAGAGGGUGAGUAGGAUAACCAAUGCCAAACUUUUUAAAGUCUAAAAUUUGGAGCAUGAGGUCAUUUCAGUUCCUAGUGUCUAAAACCUGGGAUAGGAGCCCUGGUGGUGCAGUGUUUAAGGCGCUUGGCUGAUAACUGAAAGGUGGAUGGUUCAAACCCACCAGCCAGGAGAAAGAUGUGGCAGUCUGCUUCUGUAAAGCUUACAGCCUUAGAAACCCCGUGGAGCAGUUUUCCUCUGUCCUACAGGGUCUGUAUGCGUCCAGUCGACUUGACUGGCAAUGGGUAGAACAUGGUAUGGUUUUGGCCAGCAUCAUGGAAAGAUGUGGUUACUGAGAUUUGUGAAGAGGUACUUUGCUUUGUGUGCGUUGGGAUAGACUGAAGAUGGGGUUUAUAAAAUGUUAAUUCUAAUUGCGUACUGAUGCCUGGCAGCCAGCCUCUAGGAUAGGCAGCCCAAGCAUUUAGAUUUUACCCUUCCGUAAAAUGAAAAUAUUGAGGUCACCUGGGAAGCUUUGUUAAGGAGUGGAUUUUUUUGCCUUCAUUAACAGGACAGCAAAACAAACUGGAUAUGAAAACUUGAAGAUUUCAGUGAAAUGGACUUCCUUCAAAUGAAGUGCUAUUGUUUUGUUUUUAAUAAAACAAUAAUGAGACAUAUAUCACAAACUUAAAAUGUAAAAGUAGUACACUUUCAACUUAUUAUUAUGGUUAUUAUUCAGCAACACACCCCCUAGGGAGGGAAAAUAGACACCACAAAUAAUAACCUGGUAAUAUUACAGGAGGUAAAGGAGAGGGAAAAAUUGAUGGGGUUAGGUUUUUUGAAUAGACAAACAAAAUAUUGACAUGCAUGCUAAAGGAAAAUAUAUGCUGGUCUGCUGCGCUCAAUCCUGUGUGCUCCUUUUACAGAUUUACAGAAAUUUGUCAAAUGUAAAUCUUUCAAAGCCAUUUAAAAUAUUCUCUUCAGUUCUCUGUGAAAAGGAGGAGAAAAACAAUCCUCUUGAUUGUAUUGUUUUAGACUUCAACAGUUUAUCAGACGUGGUACUUAGGAACUAAAUUUAUGUGUCAUACCCUAAAAUGACUAUGGUUUUUGAAUUUGGUAUGCAUUUAUUCUGUUCACUGUCACAAGAUCAUCUAUAUUUAUAGAGGAAUAGAAGUUUAUAUAUAUAAAAUACCAUAUUUUUAAUUUCGCAAAUAAAAAAAUCAAAGUUUUGUACAAAAUUAUGUGGUUUUUGUGCCUGAAAAUAAUAGUUUGAACUGUCUGCACUAUUCUUUACAUUUCAGUGUCUCAUAAGUGAAUCUCACAGCAUAAAAAUUCAGGAAUUCAAUGAAAGUCUACUUAAACCUUCAGACCAGCCCUUCCAAAGAAUUAUUCUGUUUGCAUUGUUGUAAUUCACCUUGUCAAGUCCCAAGAAAAGAUGGUUUUCAUGACAGUGGAAAAUAGAAGUUUGAAAAUUAUUUCUCUACUCAAAGAGGAUUAUUAAAAGAACUCUAAUUUUAAUAGUAAAACUUUUUUUUUCUUUCAAAGGUAAAUUUACAUGACUUUUUAUAAUAUGGAGGUUUAUUUUUAAAUCAUCAGCCAUCACUCAUCACGAUUUUUAUGAGAUAUUGUCUUAAGUUUUUCUAUAAUCUUGGAUAUUCUGAAAACAUAAAUAGGCAAUAAAUGGUUAAGUGACUGUUUAUAAGCAUUUUAGCAGCAGCUGGGUUAUAAAACUGUUUUGUUGUUUGCUUCUGAAGAUGCCAUUUUAUACCGUUCAGAGAGCCUUCUCCAGAGGACUUAUCUAAUUGGUCUGCCCUUAGAGUUUAUGUAUAUGGAUGUAUGUAUAUGUGUAGAUACAUACACACACACACAAGUAUACACACCAGUCUUUCUAAAAUAGAAAGGCAAAGUGUACUUGUACAUUUUGUAAUAUGGAAAUAAGGUUAUGAGAAAUGGAAAAUGACAGAUGGAAAACCUCAAAUAGCUUUGGCAAACAAGUCUCUUAUUCCUUUACAGAAUAAAAAUAUCUUUGUUAAAUUUCCCAUGAAAACAUUUUAUGGUAAUAUGACAAGGGCCUAAAAUGAAAAUCAUUGAUACAAUAGAGUUACUUUCAUGUUUACAAGGUAGUUUGUCUUAUGAUUUUAAGUCAUUAUCGUUAUUCAUUUUAAGGCAAAUGAAAAAAAAUUUAAUUGAUAAAUAUAUCCUUCAGUUUUAAGUAGCAAGAUGCAAUUAUUAGGUUCUUUGUCUUUGUUAGAUUAAUCUAACAUAGUAGAUACCCAAAACGGUUUUGUAUAGAACCCCAAAAUAGUAAUACUUGGGCCAAAU